AGGAUGAGAGGAACACGCGGGCACAGCACAAGGAGGAGGAGUCGACCAGCUCCUUGAGCCAAAUGCACUCGUCCCUCCUCUCUGCAACAGCCCGUUCCUCUCUUAAACCUUGGCCAAACCCCCGCACCAUCUCUCCACUCGGUCUGUUUUUCCAUACCGUACAGUCUGAACACACCGGCACGAAAUGGAUACGGAAGGGAGCCAGAGCAGCCUGUCCUCCACGGACUCCCCUCACGACCCCUGCAAAAUGUUCAUAGGCGGUCUCAGCUGGCAGACGACACAAGAGGGAUUGAAAGAGUACUUUUGCAAGUAUGGCGAGGUGAAGGAGUGCAUGGUGAUGCGGGAUCCAGUUACCAAGCGCUCUAGGGGUUUUGGAUUUGUCACGUUUGUUGACCAGGCCGGUGUGGAUUCAGUUUUGGCAGUAACCAGGCAUGAGUUGGAUUCAAAAACAAUUGAUCCGAAAGUUGCAUUCCCUCGUAGAGCCCAGCCCAAGCUAGUGACUCGGACCAAGAAGAUUUUUGUUGGAGGUCUGUCCGUGAACACGACCAUUGAUGAUGUCAAGGCGUAUUUCGAGCAGUUCGGAAAGGUUGAUGAUGCCAUGCUCAUGUUUGACAAGACCACCAACAGACACAGAGGGUUUGGCUUUGUCACGUUUGAGAAUGAGGAUGUGGUGGAGAAAGUGUGUGAGAUGCACUUCCAUGAGAUAAACAGCAAAAUGGUGGAGUGUAAGAAGGCUCAGCCCAAGGAAGUGAUGUCACCCACGGGCUCGGCCAGGGGGCGCUCUCGGGUGAUGCCCUACGGCAUGGAUGCCUUCAUGCUGGGCAUCGGCAUGCUGGGCAGGGGGCAGCACUGUUUCACUCAAACACAGACCCAUGACUGUCCUUUCACCAUAGGUUACCCAGGGUUUCAGACAGCUACGUAUACUAGUCGAAGUUACACUGGCAUCACCCCUGGAUAUACCUAUCAAUUCCCUGAAUUCCAUUUAGAGAGGACCCCCCUUCUGACAUCACCACACCCCCCUGAGCUCACAGCCAUUCCUCUGUCGGCAUACGGACCAAUGGCAGUGGCGGCAGCAGCAGUAGCAAGAGGCUCCGCCCCCUCUCGCUCUGGGGGGUUCGGCAGCCCUGGGCCAAUGGCAGACUUAUAUGCAGCAGCCAAUCAGGAGUCUGCUGUCAGCAGUUACCUCAGCGCUGCAAGCCCCUCCCCAAACACUGGGUUCGGCCAUAGUCUGGGGGUAAGACACAGCCCUUAUCACGGUCCUCUGAUUGCUACGGCCUUCACUAAUGGCUACCACUGAGAGAAGCUGUGAACUGAGAGAUGGAAAGCUUUGAACUGGUCUGACACUCCUCUCUGGCUGUGUGACCCUGCAGGUGCAGUGGGAGCACUGACCCUUGACCCCUGAUGUCCACGCCCCUCCUCCCACUGAGGAUCUCUUUUCUUAAGACUUCCUGUGUUCGGUCUUAACAUCCCCUCCUGUCUAACAUGUUACUGUAGUUAGCAGAAAGGAACAACAACCUUUAAAAAUAUAUAUUUCUGCUUGUAUUAGAAAAACAUGCAGAUAAUUCUAGUUACUUUUUUAUUUUAUUUCAUUUGACUGUUUUGUGGAAAUUGUCAUGUAUUCUCAUGUCUUAAUUAUUUUUUUAUAUAUUUUUUCCAUUUGAUUCUUUUGUCAGAAGGUGUUUUAUUGAGAGGCAGUGAGGGAGAAAAGGUGAUCUCCAGGUACAGAAUAUGUGAAGGACUGGAGCAAGUAUUUGUACUGAAUAAAUGUAUAUUUAUCUUUCAGUACAUACAGAACAUUGCUGAUAAUACCAUUUUUUUUGUAUGUAUUACAAAGUUGAAAAAUGUAUAUCUUGGUAGGUUUUUAACACAUUUGUUAUACUAAUAAUGAUAAAAGUAACUAAAUUGAUAGUCAUGAGCCUAUUUCCAGUCAGAUUUGAACUGCGUGAUAUCUGUUUUUUUGUAAAAUAUUGUCAAUAUAACUGUCUUUUGAAUUCUGCAAAAAAAUGAGGGGUAUUGGGAAGGCAGUGAUGGUAUUUGUUUUCAGCAGAAUUUUUUAAAACUUUCAUUCAUACUGUUCGGCGUUGGCCACUCAGACUCAUACAUAUCAUAGUGUAUUUGUGUGAUUCCUAAUCUUUAGCUGUCUGAGUUGUGAGACUGGUCCAUGUAUGGUCCAGGUUGCUCCUAUACUGUGAAUUCACGCAGGAACCACUGUUAUCAGCACCGGGAGUGAGAAAGCUUGUGGGGAUAUUCCUCUUUUGAGUAGAGGCCUAAAACUGUUUCUUUCAUCCUUACUUGGAACUUAUUUUAUUGUUGUUUUUAGAAUGAUCAUUUUGAAUAUGUGGUGGUUGUAAAGGAAAAUGAAGGACAAACAUGCAGGAGCCAGUUGUAAAAACAGUUUCACAGUGGUACGAUUUCACGGCUAGAUUCUUUCGCAGAUUGUGUUGUGUGACUGCGCGUUUGUGUGUUUGUGCAUUGUAUGGCUAUGCGGUCACACUGGAAUUAGGUGUGAAAUGUAUUGUCAGGGAAUGGAUACAUUGGUGGCAAAUGUGAAUUUAUCAUCUUCAUUCUGGUUUGUUAAUGAACGUCAUUGUCUCUGCCGAUGUGUGGAGAGGAUUCAUUCAUUUGUUUCAGUGCUAAAUGAACACUCUCAGAGGUGGUCCUGAGGCUCUUCCAUGAUGAGAUUGUAUGUAUUUCUCCUCAACCCCCCUUCUCCACACUGACCGAUACACUGUACAUCUACUGGAUGAGAUAGACUGGAGCCAUGAAACUCAUGAGAAGCUAUAUACUUUUUAAAAAAUGUUACCUUUUUGCAAUGGGAGGUUAGAUAAGGUGUUUUACUUUUGUGGUUAGUUUAAGAACAAGAGGCGCUGUCAAUUUCUAUCACCAAGUUGUAGGUGUUGAUAUUUUUCUAAGCCUGCUGAUGGAUUGCCAUGGUGUUGCAGCCUUUGGACUCUGUGUUUACUCUGAAAGGUUCUUGUCAACACUGUAACCCUCUUAAACAUUUUUUUACAAUUCCUAAUAAAUUAUUUUUAAACAUUCUA
Oncorhynchus tshawytscha (Chinook salmon) is the source of this 3041-nucleotide messenger RNA. It is a transcript of the gene msi1b, whose product is annotated as musashi RNA binding protein 1b. Bases 185 to 1297 code for a protein of 370 amino acids. Gene Ontology annotation, cellular component: cytoplasm. The record is from RefSeq and is a predicted model, not a curated record. Gene Ontology annotation, molecular function: RNA binding. The transcript is spliced from 15 exons. Lineage: Eukaryota; Metazoa; Chordata; Actinopteri; Salmoniformes; Salmonidae.